Molecule: messenger RNA, 357 nt
Organism: Cladophialophora psammophila CBS 110553
Lineage: Eukaryota; Fungi; Ascomycota; Eurotiomycetes; Chaetothyriales; Herpotrichiellaceae
Exons: 1
Coding region: 1-357 (118 amino acids)
Source: RefSeq, a predicted model, not a curated record
AUGGGCACAUAUGAUUCUGACGGCCGUGUGCUCGAUCAACCGUAUACAUGGAACCGCACCGCAAACUCGGCCACCGAGACCGUCUCGAACCUGUACCGCGGAAAUCCCGUCAUGGGCGGCACGGGGUUGAUUGGAAGCUUCUUUUCACCCUUCGGACGACUCGUGCAUCUACCAGCUAUUCAUACCUGCGAACAUGAUGUUCUCGCACUACCUCGGCCUCUGUGCAGAUAUCAUGCUGAACCUGCAGAACCCACUCGCGCCGACCAUGGCUUCCAGCAUGCGGAACCUGUGAUCCUCCAUCCGCGUCGAGCUGCGCCAGCUGGUCGGCGGCACGGACGGUUUGGGCCUGAUCCAUGA